Drosophila eugracilis is the source of this 693-nucleotide messenger RNA. RefSeq lists its product as uncharacterized. The coding region runs from base 10 to 693 and encodes 227 amino acids. The record is from RefSeq and is a predicted model, not a curated record. The transcript has 2 exons. Lineage: Eukaryota; Metazoa; Arthropoda; Insecta; Diptera; Drosophilidae.
GCGGUAAAAAUGGCCAAAACUCAGCCGGCGCGGAAUAUCACAGCCAUGUACUCCUUGUUGGUACUUUCGCUGUUUCUUGGUAUUAGCCAUGGCUUGGGAAAUGUCUACCUGCCGGCUGGAAAUGAGGUAUCAAUUGGAGGAAAAUUGGCCACGGAAUACUUUACCUACGCAGCUCCACCGGAGGAGGAUCUAAUGGCUCCAUGGCAAUCUGCCAGACAAUUGGCUCAGGUGCUCUCCCCGCCGCAACAGGUGGUGUUUAUCCGAACUCCGGAGACGAAUCUCUUUUCACUGACUGCCAAGCAACUGGCAGUCAAUAAUCCGUUGGACAUCUUUGUGCUUCACCGGCAGGCGGAUGCAGAUGCUCUGGCCCAACAACAGGCUGCUAUUCAGCAGCAGGCAACUGAUAAACCUUCUGUCCACUUUGUAAAAUACAAAACUCCUGCGGAUGUUACAAGAGCUCUGAGUGCGUUGAGGAGUGACUAUGAUCGACUACCGGGAAAUAGUAUUAACCAUGCUAUUGAAAAGGCCAAUGUUAUCCAACUUAAGCCACAGCCAACAGAAACUCCUGUGAUCUUUAAGAUCCGGCCAAAAGAUAGCGAUGAAUACGAGACACAUGAGCAGGCUAGUGAAUUGGAAACUGCCAAAUUGCAGGCGCUAUUCCGGGAAUAUCUCGCCACCGGGAAAAGACGUUAA